AUGGAAGAAUUUGGAGAAGACAUUAAAAGUUGGCAUGCAGUUCCAAGUGGAGUGAAUGAAUAUGACGUAAGGAAUGGGUUUCAGAACUAUGGAGUUAACUUGAAGGAAAAAAUAUGUGCUUGUAGAUUAUGGGAACUUUCAGGAAUACCUUGUGUGCAUGCACAAGUGGCAAUAUUGAAGAAACAAGUUACACUAAGCCCCUUCCACCCAUUUAAAGGAGGAUGCCAGGAAGGCCUAGUGUUAAAAGAAGAAGACAUGUUUCAGAAAAUCAAGACAAGAACUAAAAAAGGAUCUAGAAGUGGUGGAAGGGUUGGUGGAGGAAGGAGUAGAGGUGGUGGUAGGGGAUCUAGUGGAAGAGGCAAUAGAGGUGGUGGUAGGGGAUCUAGUGAAGGAGUCCAAACAGAAUAUGGGGAGGGUACUUCUGAGUUUCCUAAAUGUGAGCCUGAAGUUGUUGUCAUUCCAAAUGUUAAGAGUGAAAAUGUUGAGAGUGAAAAUGAUGCAAGUCCAGAUUUUCACAAUCAUAUAAGCUUAACAACUGACAACCUAAGGAAAUCUUUAUACACUACAGAAGAGGUCAUGGACUGUCUUGGACUCAGUGAAGCAGAAUUAGAACAAAUUGAAGGUCUUGGAUUGAGUGAAGCAGAAGUACAACAAAUUGAAGAUGUGGAUGUUGCUAUGUCACAAGAUGUUGGAAUUGCUAGCCAAAUAACAGUUGAAGAACUCCCUACAAAUCAAGUACUUGGAGAUGAGGAAAUGAUGAAUGGGUAG
This is a messenger RNA of Lactuca saligna, 768 nucleotides long. Lineage: Eukaryota; Viridiplantae; Streptophyta; Magnoliopsida; Asterales; Asteraceae. The record is from the annotation of a GenBank genome assembly.